Molecule: messenger RNA, 1756 nt
Organism: Peromyscus maniculatus bairdii (prairie deer mouse)
Lineage: Eukaryota; Metazoa; Chordata; Mammalia; Rodentia; Cricetidae
Product: UDP-glucuronosyltransferase 1A7-like
Molecular function (GO): UDP-glycosyltransferase activity
Source: RefSeq, a predicted model, not a curated record
CAGCAAAAAGUUUUGUCCCUCUACUGUUUCAACCCGCUCUAUCAGAAGAACUGGGUUUCUCAGCAGCUGGACUGUCCCGGGCUCCGCUUCUCCCAUGGCUCCUGCAGGUCUCCCAGCCUCCCUUCCUCUGUGUGUGUGUCUGCUGCUGGCCUCUGGCUUUGCCCAGGCAGGCAGGCUGCUGGUGGUGCCCAUGGAUGGGAGCCACUGGUUCACCAUGCAGAUGGUUGUGGAGAAACUCAUCCACAGGGGGCAUGAGGUGGUGGCAGUUGUGCCAGAGGUGAGUUGGCAACUGGGAAAAUCCCUGAAUUUGACAGUGAAGACAUACUCAACUUCUCACACUCUGGAAGAUAUGAACCGUGAGUUCAAGUAUUUUUCUGACACUCAAUGGAAAACUUCAGAACAAAGUAUGUUUUCUUUUCUGACAGGCUCAGCCAAACAUUUCUUUGAAUUAUUAUUUUCACAUUGUAGAGAUUUGUUUAAUGACAAGAAGUUAGUGGAGUACUUGAAGCAGAGUUCUUUUGAUGCUGUGUUUACGGACCCUCUUGAUGUGUGCGGCUUAACUGUGGCCAAGUAUUUGUCGCUCCCUUCGGUGAUCAUCGCAAGAGAUAUAUUUUGUCACUAUCUGGGAGAAGGUGCCCAGUGCCCUAGUCCACUGUCUUAUGUUCCCAGAGGUCUCUCGAAAUUCACAGACACCAUGACUUUCAAGGAGAGAGUGUGGAACCACCUCUCCUACAUGGGGGAGCGUGCAUUUUGCCCCCAUUUUUUAAAAACUGCUACAGACAUUGCCUCUGAAGUUCUCCAGACUUUGGUGACUAUGGAUGACCUCUUCAGCCAAGUGUCUAUUUGGUUGUUACGCACAGACUUUGUGUUAGAUUUCCCCAGACCUGUGAUGCCCAACAUGGUGUUCAUUGGUGGGAUCAACUGCCAACAAAGAAAGCCAAUUUCUAAGGCUUUUGUGGACCCUUUGGAUGUGUGCAACUUAGUUGUUACCAAAUAUCUUUCCCUUCCACGUGAGAUGGUCGGAUGGUCAGCAGAGUGAUGUCUUGCUGUAAUGUUGAAGGAAGCACUCAGGGCUCCAGUCCCUUUCCCGUGUGCCCCAUCUUCUGCACCGCCUCCCACAUACCCUGACUGUCAGACACAGUGGGAAUUAUUUUCAUUUUUUGGUUAAAUAAUUAUUUUCUCAUGGAGAUCACCCCUGAAUUUCUCCAACCUCCUGAGACAAUGGUCUCCACUGGGACAUUUCCAUUUGGUGUCAGGCACUGACUUUACUUUUGACCAUCCCAUGCCUGUGAUAUUCAACAUGGUCUCCCUGGUGAGAUCAAGGGCCACCAGGGCUAGUCACUUUCCCAAGUGUGUUAUCUGUCCCUUAGCACAGGAAGGGAGGCCUGAUUUUGGACGUUAGAACGAAAAUGGUUCAUUAUUAAACUGUUUGUCAUUUGUGUUUGUAACAUUUAUAGUUUCUGGUCCAGUGAAAUAUUUCUUGCUGAUUUACUUAGGAAGCUUUACACAUCUUCACUUGUGUGUAUGUGUGUUCAACAGAAUUGGUUAUUUAUAAUUUUCAGGUUGUUUAAAAAAUACUAGUUUCAUAUCCAUCCCUUCGAACCACUCUGUUAUUCCAUCCUUAGGAUCUUUGCCCACGGAAGUGCUUCAGGAGACAAGUCUGAAGCUUUCACAAUUUUUUGAAAUUAUUUUGUAAUAGAUGUAUAUAAGUGAUGCAGUAUUUACUUGAUUAAAAAUAUAUCUAGUUAUUGGUGUA